UUUUUUUAUUUGACAUAUUAUGCUGUAUCUCCAAAGCUGUUUUUUCUUGAUUACACUUUAAAUUUUUACCUCAAGAUUUAGAAGGAAACGAAAGUAUAUUACUAAAUUACUGCACAGAUAUUUUUCAUUGAAAUUGAGACUCAAUUUUAUUACCGCCUUGGCAUGCGAUGUCAUACUAUUGACAGUGAAACACUUCGUGAACGAAUUAAAUAGAAUUAUUGCAAAAUCUGUUCAACUAUCUACUGAUAAAUACAGAGAAUAGAACAGUGACAACAGUGGAGACAUGCGCAAUAUAGAUUGAUCACGCUCACAAUUAAUUCAACGACGUCAAUUCAAAUUCCAAAUCAGAAACAAACAAAUCAUCAAAAUGCUAACUACCAAGAUUUUCUUCUCGAGGAUCAUCAAGGAUUUCAAAUCAAAAGAGCUGAUGCCAUUGAAGUUAAUAUUUUUUGUUCAAGCUUCCACACUUUACGUGUUGUAUCCAUACUUGACCAUACACAUGAGAGAACUGGGAAUAAACGUGGAAGAGACGGCGAUAAUGAGUUCUAUCACUCCUCUCGUGGCUAUGGUGAUGCCGCCGCUUGCCGGUAUGUUGGCUGACCGCAUAGGAAACUUCAGAAUUUUGCUGUCGCUGUUUUCCGCGUUCGGAGGUUUAGCGGCGUUAUUGCUAUUACUGGUGCCGAUCGGCAGAGUGACAGUACAUUUCCCCCAGAGGAUAAUCAUGGACCUCGGUUGCGAAGGUAGAAACGGUUCGCUACUACAUACAAUGAGUCAGAUUCAUCCGUGUGAGACGAAAUUAGAAUCGGAGGAGAUCGCUGUAAAUGUAGAAAGUUGUGGAUUCGUAUGUCAUGUAGAAACGAACAAUGAGACGGAUGGAAGUCAAAUUCUGAAAUCGAGGCUUUAUACGGUCCGACAUCUCAAUUUUCAGACUGGCGUGAAUACUUCAUACAAAUAUAUUGUUGCUCCGAGCGACUUGGCAACGUUACAGAGCAUUCAGCAAGAAGAUAUGAAGGAACAUCGACAAUUAAAAAAUAAUGAGUUUUUUAAAACUAGCAUUCGACAAGUUUCAAAAACGAAUUAUUUUUUUCCAACGGACCAGUUAUUCUCUUUCUCGUGUAUGCCUUUGUCGGGACACGUCCAAGAUAUUGAUAACUUUACUACCGAAACAUCAUAUAGAAUGUCUAGAAAUUAUACAUCAUGCGUGUUUGAUAAUUUAAUGAAAUCGAAGGAUAACAUCAACCGUACGAUAAAUUAUCAUUUGUACAAAUCAAAAAUUAAAAGUUUGAAACCAGAUGAAGAUGAUUUACAAGAAGAACAGCAAAGAUAUUUGUCGGAAAAAAUAUCCUGGGCAGGGGAAGAUUUUCGAAAACCCAUUUGCGAUGAUCUAGAGUCUAAUAUAAAUAAUCAAAUCACGAUACAAGUGCGGCUCUAUGAUCACGAAGCGAAUCUAGAAGCAACCAACCGAGUCUUGAACAUAAAUGAGUGCAGGAAGAAAUGCAUAGUUACUUUACCUCGCAACGCGGUGUGUUCUAACAUGAAUAUGGAAGUUGAAUAUAACGUAAAGUUAACGUUUUGGCUUUAUCUCGUCAUUCGAGUAUUUGUAGGUAUUAUUGGAGGUACAACUUUUGCCAUGUUCGAAGGCGCUGUUAUAGCGAUAUUGCGAGAGCAAGAGGCAGAUUAUGGUCUUCAACGAAUUUAUGGCAGUAUAGGAGGCAUGAUUUCGUCACCCUUAUCAGGUCUUCUCAUAGAUUACGCUAGCAAGGGUAAAGGAUAUACAGAUUUUAGGCCAGCAUUUUACCUCUACGCGGCGUUGAAACUUGCAUCGGGUGUUCUCAUGUUGCUGAUCAACUUAGAAUUUAAGGCACCUGCGAAGGACGUUGUGCGAGAUGUCUUUACUGUUCUGAGAAAUCUCGAAACUGCCGUACUUUUCCUAGCCUGCUUUGUUCUCGGCACCGCCUGGGGAUAUAUCGAGUCGUUUCUCUUCUGGCUAAUUCAAGAUCUAGGAGGAUCUAGAUCGCUUAUGGGUAUCACGGUAGCAGUAGGCGGUAUCGCUGGCAUACCAUUGUUGGCACUCUCGGGACCAAUAAUAUCAAAGAUUGGUCACGCGAACGUGCUUUUCAUAGGUUUCGUGUUUUACGCCAUCAGGCUUUGCGGCUAUUCUUUGAUUUACGAUCCUUGGCUUACUUUAAUCUUCGAAGCAUUAGAGUCGGUUACAACAUCUCUCAGCUUUACCGCAGCCGUCACUUAUGCGGCAAAAUUAUCAACUACAUCUACCGACAGUUCGAUACAAGGACUGCUUGGUGGCGUUUAUUAUGGAGUUGGCAAAGGUUCCGGGAGCUUAAUUGGUGGUUAUCUAAUGAAAUUCUUUGGUACCAGACCGACCUAUCAAAUUUUUGCUGUAGUAACUUUAUUGACUGGCAUAAUAUAUUUUAUAUUCAAUGUAACUUAUCUGAAGAAGCGAUCGCAACUCGAAGGUAAUGAUAUUGUAAAAAAGAAACCAAAAAAUAUUGAUGAACAAGACAAUCCCGAGAAACAUACAAAUGAUAUUAGCCUCGACGAAAAACCACAAAGUAAUCAAAUUAAUAACAAGAGCAACAUGAUGGCAAAUGAUAAUAAAGGAUUUUUAAAAGAAGAAUCACACAAUAAUAAACAAACAGAUGAAUUGAAUUCAACUGAGAUUGAAGCUAUCAGGAACGCUAAAAAUAUUGAUGAAAUCCAAUUAGAAAACAUAAGGACAAAUUAGCAGCAAAGAGUAAUACAAUUCAAACAUAGGUUGAAGAAAGUGAUAUGCAAAGAAGCUAUUUUAUUAAUCUGAAUUUUGAGACUGAUUUAGAUCAGAGUAAAAUCAUAGUAAAAAGAGGAAAGCAUACAUUCCAAAACAACAAGCAUAUCGAUUGAGUUUACAGGAUUCCUGGGAUUCCUAGUUUAACAAUCGUCAAUUAAGGAAUUUAAUAACAGCAUAAGCGCAAUUUU
Messenger RNA from Trachymyrmex cornetzi, 2973 nucleotides. RefSeq names its product major facilitator superfamily domain-containing protein 6. Lineage: Eukaryota; Metazoa; Arthropoda; Insecta; Hymenoptera; Formicidae. Gene Ontology annotation, cellular component: membrane. Gene Ontology annotation, molecular function: transmembrane transporter activity. The transcript is spliced from 12 exons. The record is from RefSeq and is a predicted model, not a curated record. Bases 368 to 2743 code for a protein of 791 amino acids.